Larimichthys crocea (large yellow croaker) is the source of this 2973-nucleotide messenger RNA. RefSeq names its product ADP-ribosylation factor-like 6 interacting protein 5a (gene arl6ip5a). The record is from RefSeq and is a predicted model, not a curated record. Gene Ontology annotation, biological process: negative regulation of transport. The transcript has 3 exons. The coding region runs from base 101 to 673 and encodes 190 amino acids. Lineage: Eukaryota; Metazoa; Chordata; Actinopteri; Sciaenidae. Gene Ontology annotation, cellular component: membrane.
CGAGGCUUUGUGGCUUCGGGUGACUUCCCGGUGUCAGUGCUGCGCUGUCAGAUUAACUGGACGGUAACGGCGCGUUAACGGCGGAGGACUCCGGAGGGAAAUGGCUAAAGUGGAGCUGACGCCGCUCAGACCGUGGGACGACUUCUUCCCGGGCUCGGAAAGAUUCGGCAAACCGGACGGGAAAGAUUUGGCCAAGUGGAACAACAGAGUUGUCAGCAACCUGCUUUAUUAUCAGACUAAUUAUCUGGCUCUGGCCAUCGUUGUUUUCCUCAUUGUCGGGUUCCUAAACCCACUGGGGAUGUUCACAGCUAUGGCCGUGGUAUCGGGCGUCUUCUUGGGUUCAGUGUGGGCCGGAGAGAACAGAGCUGUGAUCAACAACUUCAAGAGGCAGAACCCCACAGCGUUUGUGAUCGCCAUCAUGGUCGCCAGCUACAUUUUGAUCUCUAUGCUGGGGAGCGUCAUGGUGUUUAUGACUGCAAUCACUUUACCUCUGGCCUUGAUAUUUGCACAUGCUUCUUUUCGCCUACGCAACAUGAAGAACAAACUGGAGAACAAGAUCGAAGGAGCCGGACUGAAGAGGUCACCCAUGGGGAUUUUGCUGGAGGCUCUGGGUCAGCAGGAGGAGAACUUUCAAAAGAUCCAGAGCUUUCUGGAGGGAAAACUGAAGGAGUGAUUGGACUCGGCUCAUUUUGAUUUUUUUUUUUCUGGAAUGUAACAAAAUUCUGUAACUUUGUAAUCUAAACCUCUCAAACUUUCCUUCACAUGCAGUGUGCUCAGCUGUGUGCGUUUUGAAAGCUUGUAAUCUGAAGGGCUUUAUCUUUACCUCGGGGUAUCUGUCACUCCACCCAGAACUUGUCAGGGCACUUUUCUUUCACAGUGAUAGGGGCAUCUCAGAGCUGCCUCACAUCUCUGCUAUGCAAUGUGUCCGUGUUCCUGUGUAACACAGCUGCAGUUUUACCCAGGUAUGAAAUCUGUGUUUAAUCAGCCUCCGAAACAGCCGUCAGCCAAGUUUAAGCUUGACUAAAAUUGUGAAAGCGAUGCAAGUGCUGCUUUGUAACAAAGAAUUAAAAAAAGUGCACGCUCAACACGCAUCACUGCCAAGCUUCUCUACAGGCUGCAUUGUUUUUCGAGUUUUUGAAUAAUGUCUUCUCACGUAAAACUGAACAGUUUACUUAAGAACGCAUUUGAAUAGAAAGCAACCAAACUUAUGUUCAUGCAAACAAAACAGAGCCAGACAAAAGACGGUGUAACAACGUGAUUCCAAGACACUGACGCAGAUCACUGUGUCAAUGUGAGGACUUCAAAGGGGUGUGAGGUCUUAACCCGUGGCCAUCAGUAUUCCUCCUGCACCUCUUGACUGUUUAAUCUUGACAGUGCCCCCUGGGUGAUGGAUUGACUAACUUUGCCCCCCUCGCCCCCCAAUGCUAAUCAAUGGGCUGCAGUAGAUUAGAGAGGAGAGCUGAGCGACAGCACAGCGCUGAGCGGAUUCAUCUGCAGUCAUUUACCUCCUGAACCUGAGUUAGUCGCUGUGUCAGCUACUUCAGCCUGUUUUUUAUUAUUAUUAUUGAAUUCCAUUUGAAAUUGACUGCAGAUAACCAGAAUCCAUCUGGAACAUUAUGCUUUAUUAUUUGGUUUUAAGUGGCGGCGUGUAAGUACUGGAGGGGGAACAUGAAGAUAAGAAUGAUGAGCAUUAAAAAGUGUAAUCUCUUCAGAGUGUCACGUUAACCCUUUGCUUUCAAAAUGAUAUUUCCGGCAUCAUCAUUUCUCCACAGUGUGCGAUGUGAGGUAUUUUUGAGCUGAGCCCUUGUGAUGACCUCUGAACACUCAGGUGUAACAGUAUUCCACUGGCUCUCCGGUUUAACUUUGACUCGAGCUUCAGGCUUUUCCCCUUCUGUGCUUCUUCACUCAUGUAUGUCCUCUCCCGUGGUGCUUCAUCACCAUCCACAUUGUGCAACUUGGAAGCGUGAACACGAGCACCGGUGGCAACAAACUCAAACCGUGUCUCCCAAGUGCACAGUGGAGGUCCUUGUUCUGGCUGCUGCAGCUGUUUUAAGGAUCCCACCAACACGUGUGCACUGCUGCACACUCAACAGGUGUGUGUUUUGUCUCCAACAUACGUGUAAUCCAGUACAAAACAACACUUAUCCUUCCUUGGUGUUUGUGGAUGACUCAUGUGUCAUUGUGAAACACUUAUAAUUUCAAAGUUAGUCUUUAAGUGAGGCAACAGAAGUCAGUGCAUGUGACACAAACAAACCUGUGCUGUUUUUGGGCCAGCUGCUAAGUAACAGUAACACUGUUCUCCAUGUGCAGGCUUCCAACAUCUGCCUCCUGUUUAGUUUCCACAACACAAAGGCGUCGGACAGGGAGUAAUCUAGUAUGAUACAAUACUUAAUAUUGUUGGGACAGGCACACUUUGACAGCGCGCUGCCUUUGGCUUCACUCCUUCAUUCCCACCCACCCAACUCCCUCCUCCUCAGCUUGCUGUGGGUUUUUUUGCUGGCCAUACUGGUUAUCUAGCCUCAUAACUCAAACAGCUUGUCAUUCAGCAGAUCCGGCUGCUUGGACCAACACUACAGCUGAUCAUGUGACACAAUAACGAUGACCCGCUGUGACCUUUGCAGUCUGCAGUAUCCUCUUCAACCUUCCCAUACCCCCUGCACUGCAGGUCAUUCAUAUUAGCCCAUGAACAAGACUUGAGUGCAUUUGGUCGAUCCUCUAAUCCAACUAUCCACCCUUCAUAACUUGUCCAAGCCAUUACUCCCUGGAGUAAGGUGCAUUUGCUGAUCCCUGAGAAUCCCCAGCAUAACAUGAUUUAUAGUCACUUUAAUCUGAGCUUGGCUGUGCGCUAUAUGGCUGUGUCAAGUCCAUAUCUAAAUUUCAGUACUGAUAACAGAACUCGCAUACUUAUUCCAGUACCUUCCUUUGAGAUGUAUUAACAUGUUUUUCUACAAAAUAAAUUAUUGUAUUGUGAAA